AUGGGAUACGGGGGUCAGCCCUUUCACCAUCAGCAGGCGCAGCAGCAACAACAGCAGCAGCAGCAGCAGCAGCAGUCGCAGCAACCCCAUCAGACAUCGCAGACCCAGCAUCCGCUGGGGCCGCCGCGCCAGCAUAUCCCGUCGCCGUCGCUAGGCGCCGCGCCGAAUCUGCCGCACCAUGGAGGCAGUCCAUUUCCUAGUAACAAACCCCUGUUUCGCGCAGGUCCACCGCAGCAACAGGCAUUCUCUGCAGGGCAAUCGCCCGAUUUGCGCAAGAUGGCACCGACAUCUUCGAGCCCAUUGACUGGGUACCCCACCACGACUAGCUACGGGCAAUAUCCCGGUCAUUUUGCGCCGCAGGGCUCUCCUGAGGUGAUGUCUCGCCCGGACUUUAUGGCUCGUAAUUCCGAUCCGAUGGCUCUGCAGAACCUACAGCGUGGCUUCCAGAAUCAAAUGGCGCAUAUCCGACCCCAGCCUGUAAUGAGCCCUCCGACGGGCAUGUCCCAAGGGCAUGGCAUGGGGAUUCCAUCGCCUCAGCAGUCGUUGAACAGGCUUCCGCACUCGGGUGUCCAACAGCGCGAAAGCCACCCCUCCGCCAGUUCGUCCAUGGCUAGUCCCUCCAUGUUCGCUAUCAACCAGCAGCGCCAGCAGCCCCAGUCACAACCCCAAUCGCCUCAGCAAACCCAGCAGCAGUUGCAUCAAUUCCAACAAAGACAACACCAGCACCAGCAGUAUCAACAGCAACAGUAUCAACAACAACAACAACAGCAGGAGCGUCUUCAGCAGCAAAGGAUCGAACAGCAACGACUCGAGCAGCAAAAGCAACUUCAACAGCAGCGCCUAGAGGAGCAGCAACGUCUCGAGCAGCAGAAGCAGCAGGAACAGCAGAAACGUCUGGAGCAGCAACGGCAAGAGCAACAACGCCAGGAGCAACAACGCCAGGAACAGCAGCGCUUAGAGCAGCAACGCUUAGAGCAGCAACGCCUGGAGCAACAACGUCAGGAACAGCUACGCCUGGAGCAGCAGAAGCAGCAGGAACAACAGAAGUUGGAACAACAGAAACGCCUGGAACAGCAACGUCUAGAGCAGCAGAGGCAGCAGAAACAGUUGUUAGAACAGCAGCGGCUUGAACAACAGAAAAAACAGCAGAUGGAGCAGCAACAAAAGCAGCAACUGGAGCAGCAGAGACUGCAAAAGCUACAACAGCAGACAUUGGCUCACAAUUCAUAUCAGCAGCAACAUUCUCCUUUCCCGCAACACUCGCAGGUUUCAUUUCAUCAAUAUCAGCCGCAGGCUCAGGCUCAUAAUCAAUAUACGCAACACCAGCCACAGUUCUCGCAAGCUCCUCCGCAACCUCAAUUCACCCAAUCUCAACACACGCAAUUCCAGCACUAUCAACCUCCUUCACAGCCAGCAGCAGAGAAGCCUGCACGACCCCCUCCUGCGCCAUCUGUGCCUGCUGCAGCUACGGGUAACGUGAUCAUCAAGACUGAGCACCCAAGCCCGGCACCGAAAAAGAAGUCAAAACCUAGGCAGUCUGUAGUUGCACAGGCUCAGCCUCAACAUCAGGCCACCCCUCAGCCUCAGGUUACUCUGAAUCCUUCAGCUCCUGCUGCUGCGCCGCCCAGCACGCCAAUGCAGGCAAAUGGACAAGCACAAGGACAAGCAACUACUGUGCCGGCAGCUGGUGGUAUGCCCCCAGCUACGCCGACCCCAACAAAACGCAAGCGCGGGCGCCCACGGAAAGAGGAAGUCGCGGCCAGACAGGCUGCCGCUGCCGCAGCCGCUGCCGCUGCUGGCCUUCCCCUCCCAGGGACAUCUCAACCCGGACAAUCAUUCCCGCCAAACAUGACGCCGACUGCACCAGGAUCUGCUGGAGCGCCCAGCUCGAGCACUCCCCAAAUUAUUAUCGGGCCAGACGGAACUCCGCUACCAUUCAAGCGUAAACGUGGUCGUCCUCGCAAGGCUGAUCAGAUCGCCUGGGCAGUUGCAACGGGCCAACCGUUGCCGCCACCAAAGCCCAAGAAGCCAUCCACUGCUAAGCCGAGCGGUACUGGUCGACCUCGUGGCAGACCUCGCAAGGCAGAUGUCGCCGCGGCGGCUGCUGCCGCUGCGGCAGCAGCCGCCGCCGCAGGUGGUGAUCAGGUACAGGGAGAAAACAAGCCUCAGAUAGGUGACAAGCCAGAUGCGAAUGCAGCUCAGAAGCGCUCGGCACCCGCUGAUGACGACCCGCGCAAGCGGCCUUGCCCAACACCUCCACACCUACAACAAGGCCAGCCUCAACCUCAGCCUCAGCAACAGGGACAGCACUUACCUGCCCGAAGCCAAGCAAAUUCACAGCCAAGCCAGGCUUUACCGCCGCAGCAACAUCACGGGUUCACUCACAUGCCGCAGCCAGGGCAGCACAUGGGACACCAGUCUGGUCAGCACCUGCCACAGCAGCAGAACCAGCACCAGCACCGUCCACCAAACCAGCAAUUGCCCUUGCAACCUGGCCACCCGCUAUCCUUGCCGCCGCAUAUGCAGAUGCACCAACAGACUACCGCUCACCCUCCCCGGCCGACGCCACCUCAUCCGUUCAUGCAAACUCAGAUGCCAUCGAUGCAGUCGCCAAUGCAGCAGUCGCCAAUGCAGCAGUCGCCAAUGCAGCAGUCACCAAUGCAGCAGUCACCAAUGCAGCAGUCACCAAUGCAGCAGUCACCAAUGCAGCAGUCACCAAUGCAGCAGUCACCAAUGCAGCAGUCACCAAUGCAACUCCCUCAGCCGAUUCACGGACAUCCUCAACACCAGGGGCAGCAGCAGCUUCAGCAUCAGGGACACCACCAUGCUCAAAGUCGUCCUCCAGCGCAGCAACAAAAUCGAGCUCCGCCGGCGCCGGCCCCACAGCAUCAGCAUCAGCAUACCUUCCAGGUUCAGCUCCAGCCUCAAACGACCUAG
Molecule: messenger RNA, 2937 nt
Organism: Penicillium canariense
Lineage: Eukaryota; Fungi; Ascomycota; Eurotiomycetes; Eurotiales; Aspergillaceae
Exons: 1
Coding region: 1-2937 (978 amino acids)
Molecular function (GO): DNA binding
Source: RefSeq, a predicted model, not a curated record